Molecule: messenger RNA, 2199 nt
Organism: Mercenaria mercenaria
Lineage: Eukaryota; Metazoa; Mollusca; Bivalvia; Venerida; Veneridae
Product: alpha-2A adrenergic receptor-like
Exons: 3
Coding region: 676-1929 (417 amino acids)
Biological process (GO): neuropeptide signaling pathway
Cellular component (GO): membrane
Molecular function (GO): neuropeptide receptor activity
Source: RefSeq, a predicted model, not a curated record
GCCUUUCUGUUACCCUCGGACUGGUUUGAUGAUGACCAAAAUGAUUUUGGAAUUCACGAUUUAAGAGAUAAUGGGGGAGUGUGGACUUAAGGAAGUGGCAAAUAACUCAAUAAUAUUUGUACAUCAGCAGUAUCUUUCGAUUAGAAAUAACAACACGACGCACAGUAGGCUGACAACGUUAAGUGCAGAGUGACUUCUGUUAAAAGUUAGAAGUAACAAAGUCUACAUUUGGUUUCACAUCCUUAUCUAUUUACGGCCGCAGAGAAACACAACGGAUGUUCAUACUACAGACUUAUCAAUUGUUUCAAGAAGAAGUUUAGAAAAGGAUAUAGUUAUUAAAUUAUAAGUGGUAGCAAUGCAACGAGACUGCAAUAUAUAAAAUUAACCGCAUUAAUCAGGUUUUUAAAUGAAGAGCAGCGACUAAAUUUAGACAAGAUAAAAAGGAACGAAACAACAAUCAUAAUCAUUUAUACUGAUUGUCUGGCAAUUAGCAGAUUCACCGAUAGUCAUCAGUCCUAAUCGAUAGUCUUAUUACGGAUUAAUAAGAAACUGUGUAAUUUGCGCAAAGCGCCACUAAAGGAUACAGUAAAACAAGGGUGAUAUAUAAGACUUAUAGGCAAUAUCGAACAUAAAUAAUUUUUAUUGACUUGACACAUAGAUGAGACAUUGCCAAAGAUGAAUGAUACUUUGAAUAGUAGUAACGCUGAUACGAUAAUUAACAAUCGGACAGAGACACUAGAGCAGCUGAACGACCGGUAUGCCGAGGCACUAUUGCCACUUACCGUUACAUUCGGUUUCUUUACGCUGUUUGGAAUUUUCGGUAAUCUUAUCAUCCUUUUGGUGUUUACGCUCAGUCGAGACUACAAGCGAAAUAACUUUAAGGUGUUUGUACUAACGUUAGGGGUGAUUGAUAUAAUCACGUGCUGUACCCUAAUACCGGCGGAAAUGGUAAAACAAAGAAAGUAUUUUGCAUUUGGGGAUGAAGUUUCCUGUAAAGUAAAAUGUUUCUUUAAUGUUUUUGUUUCAACUGCAUCAUGUCUUGCUUUGUUAGUAAUUUCAGUGGACAGGUAUCGAAAAGUGGUUCAGCCAUUCAAGAAACAAUUAAAUCCGAAACUAGCUGUCCGAUUACUAUUUCUAGUGGCGUUUAUUUUUCCACUUUUCUUGGCCAUUCCUGGAACAAUGAUGUGUGGAAUAAAACGUGCGACUAUGACCAAUAUCUACGGAGGUGAAACGGAAAUAAAUUUAUGCGAAACUGAGGAUAAAUACAGAGAUUCAAUAUGGAGGAAACUAUAUAAAAUUGUGUUCAUAAUCUUGCUUAUAGGUAUUUCAUGCACUUAUGUAAUAUUGUAUGCGUUUGUAAUGAAAGAGGCAACAAAACAAAUUAGAGCAAUUGCCCAAUUACGGAAAAAUUCGACGUACGAGGUGACGUAUAGUUCUGACAUAUAUGAUCCAAACGCUAUAAAUCCAAAAAUCAACGGCAGCCGGUCAUUUGAAGAAAACGACGAAGAACAAGACGAAAAAGUUGCAUUCCAAAAGCGCUCAAUUUCCUUUGAAAACGGCUCGUUGAAUCUAAAGGACGCCAAGAAGAAGAAAGUUUCCAAACAACUGAGCUUAAGGAGCAUGCGGAGUCAAGCUCAAAUGUUACGAACCCAAAGAUUUCCCACAAAGACAUUAGUUUGGUUCGUACUAACUAUUGUAUUUAUAAUAACGUACAUGACACAUCUGGUCCUCGCGCUUAAAGUGUCGGACAUCGUUUACAUGAGUCCCAGUGAAUUCUCAUGGUUUUCAUUUUUCUUCAGAUUUUAUUUCUUCAACCACAUGAUAAAUCCUAUAGUAUACGCAGUAUUUGUAAAGAAAUUCAGAGAAUCCUGUCGGAUAUUAUUACCAACAUUGAUAGACAGAAUUCGUAACGUUUGUAUAUGUCAUUAAUACCAUUUGUGAGAGAUUAAGCUGACAGUACGUUACAUCAGCACGUUUGAAUUAUAAUGUUCCGCCAGUUUUGUCGGCCAAAGAGCAAGAUUCGUUUCCGUUAUUCCAUUAUUGUAAAACGGUAUUAUGUGUUAUAUCAAAAUAAAGAAAAUUGUUUACGUUAUUUCAGUUUUGUAUGAUACAUAUGUACUGUUUUCCAUGGGAGAAAAAGUGUUACAAGCAGUAUUGUGUAUGAUUUAACUUGUUUAAUUGUUUAUACACCGUACGGCA